CUGCUAGAAGCUUCGAUGGCGCAGUCGGUGAAGUCAUCGUUGCCAUACGUAGAGGGUGAUACCACCAAUGUUUCUAAACAAGGUCGCUCGUACAAAAUAAUUUUGGAUCAAUGUCGUCUCAAAGGUUAUGAAGCCACAAAGUCGUCGGUGAAAAAUCUCCUGUGGAAUCUCAAUCUCAUGUACAAUGCAAGGAAAAUGGAUUACGUUGAAUCAUGCGGAAGAAGCCUUAUUGUCAUUCUCAAUCUUUUACUUUUUUUGUUUUCCGCCAUUAUGGUGGUGGUCGGCUGUCUGGUGAAAUAUUCUUCACCAGUCUUCAACCGUUACUUCACUCCCAUUAUGGCCAGCGUGCAGCGGUUAGCCACCGAAGAACCCGCCGAGCAUUCCUUGGGCAACAUCAACAUUGCAGAUAUCAUUAACGAGGCAGCUACUGUCGCCAUCGUUCUAGGGACUGUCUUGCUGAUUAUUUCUGUGUUCGGCUGGUGUGGUGCCUGUUGUAAAGUUCGAUGGAUGCUGGCUGUGUAUUGUGGAAUCCUUACGUUGCUCCUUGCAACUCAAAUCACGUUUUUGAUUCUGCUAAUUGUAAUGAGAUCUAAGGUGGAUAUAGCGUUAAAAGAGCCUCUAAAAGAGACGUUGAAGUUCAAGUACCAAGGAAUUACUGGUAAAGACACAGCCAGCAUUUCGUGGAAUUAUAUAAUGAAUUCGCUACAAUGUUGCGGUGUAUACGAUUUUAGAGAUUUUAACAACAGCACCAGCUGGGAUCGAUUCUAUCACGAUCCAAAAUCUAGAAAGACUUACAAAUUGAAAAUACCCAUCGCUUGUUGUAAACUAAAAGGAGAGUACCCAAACGUUCAGCCACCGGAAGAUGUCUCUUGCGCUUUAUACCCCACACGUCAGACAUCAAAUUAUCACCAGGGGUGCUACGACAAGCUUUGGCACACUAUCAGCACAGCAGAAAUUACCAUGAUGGCUGUGUUAUCACUCGCCGCAAUGUCUCAGAUGAUGUUAAUCUUUUUCUCACUCUAUCUCAUUGGGAAGAUCAACAAACAUGAACGAUCAGAAGACUCUUAAGCUAAAAUGGUCUUGAAAAGACGGAACAGCUCAUAUGGCAGCUGACAGAAAACACAAAACAGACAAAUUAUCAUAUUAAGAAAUGAAAGCGAUAUUUUUGUUCCAUUUGUUAUCAUUUCUCUUUGCUUUGUAUUCCCUUAAUCCAGAAAGCCGCUCUGUAUUUCUUCAAAUCAUUGGAAAUUUGCAUAUGUGGAAUUGUUGUUGUAUGACUCAUAAUCUUUCUUCUGGAAAGGUAUUUGUCUUCAUUAAAUUCUUAAAUUAUGAAAAGACCGAUUGCAAUGCUCUGUUUUUCCGUAUGUAACUCAUACAAAGCAACUUUAAACCAAAUAAUUGUGUAAUUGGCUUUAAUAUAAUCAUUUGUUUUUGUUUAUUGUAAUCAUGAUCCCACCAUGUUAUUCUGUCAUCGUUAUUUUCGAUGGAUCGCCUCUUGGUAAAUAAAGUGUUAAUUGUAAAAUCAUGUCAAGAUGUAUGUAA
Molecule: messenger RNA, 1542 nt
Organism: Octopus sinensis (East Asian common octopus)
Lineage: Eukaryota; Metazoa; Mollusca; Cephalopoda; Octopoda; Octopodidae
Product: tetraspanin-6-like
Exons: 9
Coding region: 16-1068 (350 amino acids)
Cellular component (GO): membrane
Source: RefSeq, a predicted model, not a curated record